Messenger RNA from Hordeum vulgare subsp. vulgare (domesticated barley), 1264 nucleotides. Its product is annotated as 60S acidic ribosomal protein P0. Gene Ontology annotation, molecular function: large ribosomal subunit rRNA binding; structural constituent of ribosome. Gene Ontology annotation, biological process: ribosomal large subunit assembly; cytoplasmic translation; ribosome biogenesis. The record is from RefSeq and is a predicted model, not a curated record. Gene Ontology annotation, cellular component: cytosolic large ribosomal subunit. Bases 142 to 1104 code for a protein of 320 amino acids. The transcript has 5 exons. NCBI's taxonomy places the organism in Eukaryota, Viridiplantae, Streptophyta, Magnoliopsida, Poales, Poaceae.
AACCCUAGGUUAAAGCGACGCCGCCGCCGCAAGCCGUCCGCCUCGCUCUUCUCCCGAGCCUGGUCCUCAUCCACUCGCCUCUCCCCAACACAGAUUUAGCAAUCUAGAGUUAGCGCCUCCGUCCAUCCCGUAGCUGCUCCGAUGGCGAUCAAGAGGACCAAGGCCGAGAAGAAGAUCGCGUACGACCAGAAGCUCUGCCAGUUGCUCGAGGAGUACACCAAGGUGCUCAUCGCCGUCGCCGACAAUGUCGGCUCCAAGCAGCUCCAGGAGAUCCGCAAGGGUCUCCGCGGUGACUCCAUCGUGCUCAUGGGCAAGAACACCCUGAUCCGCCGCUGCAUCAAGGUGCACUCGGAGAAGACUGGCAACAAGGACUUCCUCGAGCUCAGCAACCUCCUCGUCGGUAACGUUGGCCUCAUCUUCACCAAGGGUGACCUCAAGGAAGUUCGCGAGGAGGUCGCCAAGUACAAGGUUGGCGCUCCUGCUCGUGUUGGGCUAGUUGCACCUGUUGAUGUGGUGGUUCCCCCUGGCAACACUGGUCUGGAUCCCUCCCAGACGUCCUUCUUCCAGGUGCUUAACAUUCCCACCAAGAUUAACAAGGGUACUGUGGAAAUUACCAUCCCAGUGGAGCUGAUCAAGAAGGGUGACAAGGUGGGCUCCUCUGAGUCUGCCCUGCUUGCCAAGCUUGGUAUCCGCCCCUUCUCAUAUGGGCUGGUCAUCUGCAAUGUCUAUGACAGUGGGUCAGUCUUCAGCCCCGAGGUUCUUGACCUCACUGAGGAAGAUCUGAUGGACAAGUUUGCUUCUGGUGUCUCCAUGGUUGCCUCACUGUCCCUGGCGAUCUCAUACCCCACCAUGGCUGCUGCACCGCACAUGUUCCUCAAUGCAUACAAGAAUGUUCUUGCGGUCGCUUUGGAGACAGACUACUCGUAUGACCAUGCUGAUAAGAUCAAGGAGUACCUCAAGGACCCGAGCAAGUUUGCCGUUGCUGCUCCUGCUGCUGCUGCCUCUGGUGGUGCCGCCGCUGCUGCCCCCAAGGAGGAGGAGAAGAAGGAAGAACCCGAGGAGGAAUCAGAUGGCGAGAUGGGAUUCAGUCUGUUUGACGACUAAGCUGUGUUCUGUCCUUCAUAAAGCCGUGUCCAGUCGCCAGUUUUGUUUAGUGUUCAACACUAAAGUUUUUCAAGUCCUAUUAUUACCUCGAACAAGAAUUAAUUAUGCUGUUUGUUAGUGUGUAUUCGAAUAUGUUAAUGUUAUGUCAUGCACUUAGUUA